GUGAACGACCGUUAUCCGUGAUGAUGAAGAGAAUCCGUUAUCUUUACCGGAAGCUGGUUAGCUGCACGCGCUGAACCGGACAGAAGCAGACGGCAAGAUGGUGACCGGAGCAGGAAAGAAGGGCAAGAAGGUGGAGGAGGAGGAGCAGCCUGCAGCAGUGAAGGAGGAAGAGGAGGAGGAGUAUGUGGUGGAGAAGGUGUUGGAGCGCAGAGUGGUUAAGGGAAGAGUAGAGUUCCUGCUGAAAUGGAAGGGGUUCUCAGAUGAGGAGAACACAUGGGAGCCACAAGACAACCUGGACCUGGACCUGAUCACCGAGUACAUGCAGAAACACAAGGAGACGGAGGAGAAGAAGAAGAAGGAGGGCAAGAGGAAAGGUGUCAGGGAGGAGGAGGCACCUUCAUCAGACGGCAAGAUGGCGACCGGAGCAGGAAAGAAGGGCAAGAAGGAAGAGGAGGAGAAAGAGGAGGAGGAGCAGCCUGCAGCUGUGAAGGAGGAAGAGGAGGAGGAGGAGGAGUAUGUGGUGGAGAAGGUUUUGGACCGCAGAGUGGUGAAGGGAAGAGUAGAGUUUCUGCUGAAAUGGAAGGGGUUCUCAGAUGAGGAGAACACAUGGGAGCCACAAGACAACCUGGACCUGGACCUGAUCACCAAGUACAUGCAGACACACAAGGAGAUGGAGGAGAAGAAGAAGAAGAAGAAGAAGAAACAGAGAGGAGGAGAGGGACCCAAACAUCACCGCUGUCAACACUGUGACAAAUCCUUAACAUCAUCAAAACAUUUAAAGAUUCAUCAGAGAGUUCACACUGGAGAGAAGCCGUACAGCUGUGAUCAAUGUGGGGAAAAGUUUUCUCUUAAUGGUAACCUUAAAAGACACCAGCGCAUUCACACUGGAGAGAAACCUUACAGCUGUGAUCAAUGUGGGGCAGCUUUCACACAACAGAGUACCCUAAAAAUACAUAAACGCAUUCACACUGGAGAGAAGCCUUACAGUUGUGAACAAUGUGGGGCAGCUUUUACAGAUCAGAGUUACCUAAAAAUACAUAAACGCAUUCACACUGUAGAGAAGCCUUACAGUUGUGAACAAUGUGGGGCAGCUUUCACAAAUAAGAGUCACCUUAAAAGACACCAGCGCAGUCACGCUGGAGAGAAGCCGUACUGGUGUGAACAAUGUGGAAAAACGUUUUCUCAGAAUAGUAACCUUAAAUCUCACCAGCUCAUUCACACUGGAGAGAAGCCGUACAGCUGUGAACAAUGUGGAAAAACGUUUUCUCAUAGUAGGUACCUUAAAUAUCACCAGCGCAUUCACACUGGAGAGAAGCCGUACAACUGUGAACAAUGUGAAAAAACGUUUGCUAGUAGUACUCAACUUAACUCUCACCAGCGCAUUCACACUGGAGAGAAGCCGUACUGGUGUGAACAAUGUGGGAAAACGUUUGCUCAUAGUAGUCAUCUUAAAUCUCACCAACGCAUUCACACUGGAGAGAAGCCGUACAGCUGUGAACAAUGUGGAAAAACGUUUUCUUUGAGUGGUAGCCUUAAAUCUCACCAGCGCAUUCACACUGGAGAGAAACCUUACAGAUGUGAACAAUGUGGGGAAACUUUUUCUUUGAGUGGUAGCCUUAAAAAACACCAGCGCAUUCACACUGGAGAGAAACCUUACAGCUGUGAACAAUGCGGAAAAACGUUUUCUGAUAGUAGUAGCCUAAAAGCACACCAGCCCAUUCACACUGGGGAGAAGUUGUACAGCUGUGAACAAUGUGGAAAAUCGUUUUCUCAUAGAAGUAGCCUUAAAUUUCACCGACGUGUUCACACUGGAGAGAAGCCGUACUGGUGUGAACAAUGUGGAAAAUCGUUUUCUCUGAGUAGUAACCUUAAACUUCACAGACGUCUUCACACUGGAGAGAAGCCGUACUGGUGUGAACAAUGUGGAAAAAACUUUUCUAGGAGUGGUACCCUAGAUAUCCACCGACGUGUUCACACUGGAGAGAGACCGUACUGGUGUGAGCAAUGUGGGGAAACAUUUUCUACGAGUGGUCACCUUAAAAGACACCAGCGCGUUCACUCUGCCUCGGUGUGAACGUGUUUCAGAGCCAAGCUGUUUCCUCCUUCUCAUGGCCUGUUAGCUGUGUUGUUAUAUUCUGAUCUUCUCUCCACAUUGAAGGCUGACCAGCAGUAACUUUAUCUUCUGAGCAGCAUGAUGUUAUCCUGGCUACGACUACGUAUCACGCUCCCUCCCUUUGAAGGGUUAACUCCACUCAAAAUGAGCUUUUAUUCCUAUAAUAAAAUAUUCUGAGGUCAGGGUUCAACUGCUAGCGCUGUUUCACUAAUGCUGCAACGGAGGAGUAUUUGUUCUUA
Etheostoma spectabile (orangethroat darter) is the source of this 2352-nucleotide messenger RNA. Its product is annotated as zinc finger protein 883. The transcript is spliced from 6 exons. The record is from RefSeq and is a predicted model, not a curated record. Gene Ontology annotation, biological process: regulation of transcription by RNA polymerase II. Lineage: Eukaryota; Metazoa; Chordata; Actinopteri; Perciformes; Percidae. Gene Ontology annotation, cellular component: nucleus. Gene Ontology annotation, molecular function: RNA polymerase II transcription regulatory region sequence-specific DNA binding; DNA-binding transcription factor activity, RNA polymerase II-specific. Bases 98 to 2074 code for a protein of 658 amino acids.